Molecule: messenger RNA, 2204 nt
Organism: Diabrotica balteata
Lineage: Eukaryota; Metazoa; Arthropoda; Insecta; Coleoptera; Chrysomelidae
Source: the annotation of a GenBank genome assembly
AGUUGUGGGGUAGUCUACACUCUGGCAACAGGCUCAUUUAUCUCUACUUCAAAGGUUAAAUACUUGUCAAGAUGUCUAAAUCUAAGACUCAUUUGGUUGCCCUUUUCGAUAGACCAAAAGAGUUGGUUAUUAUGCCUAAAGGACCCAAUAACAUCUCAUUUGAUGUUCCACUUGAGUAUUUGCCUGAAAAAUACAAAUACAUAGGAGGUCAAAUUUCUAGUCGAUUUGGAGAAGAAGCUACCGGAGGGAAAGUGCCUGUCAAUGUCAUCUCAAUUCCACCGUUAGGAGACAUUUAGACUUAAAGAGAGAUGAAAAUUUCUCAUUGUGGAUUCCCAAACAUAGAAAAAUUGCUGGCGAAUUAAUUAAUAUCUACUUAGGAAUGCGUGAUGUUGAUGAUCUGCUUUCUGUUGCGGUUUAUACCCGUGACAAAGUAAAUCCGUACCUCUUCAACUACUGUCUCUCAGUAGCAUUGUAUCACAGGCCGGAUACCAAGGAUAUCGAUUUGCCGUCAUUUAUUAGAACCUUUCCAGAUAAAUACGUGGAUAGCAAACUGUUUGGUCAAGCUAGGGAAGAAGCGACUAUUAUACCUGUGGGAUCCAGAAGACCAAUUGAAAUUGUUAAGGACUUUACUGCUACUGAUUUGGAGUUAGAACAUCGUUUAGCUUAUUUUAGAGAAGAUUUGGGUAUUAAUCUACAUCAUUGGCAUUGGCAUCUGGUAUAUCCUUUCGACGGCGCAAUGCAAGUAGUUAAUAAGAAUAGAAGAGGAGAAUUGUUCUAUUACAUGCAUCAGCAAAUAGUCGCAAGAUAUAACUUUGAGCGACUUUGUCAUGGCAUGAAGCGAACCGAAAGGUACAUUAAUUGGAGAAAACCAAUUGAAGAGGCUUACUUUCCUAAAUUGGAUAGUUUGGUUUCAAGUAGAGCUUGGCCUGCACGAGUUGCUAAUCAAACAUUAUCGAACCUUAAGAGAGAGGCUGAUCAGAUAACGGUGGAUGUCGAUGAUAUGGAGAGGUGGAGGGACAGAAUUUUCGAAGCUAUUCAAUCUGGUAGAGUACAAGACAGAAAUGGUCGAACCAUUUUGCUAGACGAAGCCACAGGAAUAGAUACCUUGGGCAAUAUGAUCGAAUCCAGUAUUCUUUCACCCAAUAGAGAUUUUUAUGGAGAUAUACAUAACAUGGGUCAUGUAUUUAUUUCAUAUAUACACGAUCCAGACCAUAGACAUCUAGAAUCUUUUGGAGUGAUGGGUGAUUCCGCAACUGCUAUGCGCGAUCCUAUGUUUUAUAGAUGGCACGCAUAUAUUGAUGAUAUUUUCCAAAAUUUUAAAUCAUCCUUGCCUAGAUACACAUAUCAACAGCUAAAUUAUCCAGGAGUUACAGUCGACAAUGUAACAAUAGAAUCAUCACAAGGACAACCAAACAUUUUAACCACCUUCUGGAAACAAUCUGAUGUUGAUCUAUCUCGCGGAAUGGACUUCCAACCACGCGGUGCAGUGUUUGUUCGUUUUACCCAUUUGGACCACCAUGAAUUUAAAUACCGAAUUACAGUUUCAAAUAACGGACCGGCUAAACAAGGAACAUGCAGAAUAUUUAUGGCUCCCAAACACGACGAAAGGGGCAAUCCAUGGUUAUUUAGAGAUCAGAAACACAUGUUUAUUGAACUUGAUAAGUUCAAAGUUAGUCUAAAACAAGGUAAAAACAUAAUAACCCGUAAUUCCACGGAUUCUUCCGUAACCAUACCCUUUGAAAGGACCUUCCGUGACUUAGAUACGACCAGACCAGAAGGAGGUGAACGUUUGGCUCAAUUUAAUUUCUGCGGAUGUGGUUGGCCCCAACAUAUGUUGAUACCUAUGGGUAAUACUGACAGUCCUGGAUUUCAAUGUGAACUUUUUGUUAUGAUUUCCAACUGGAGAGAUGAUGCUAUAAAUCAAGAUAACCAAGGUGUUUGCAAUGACGCUGACAGCUAUUGUGGUUUGAAAGAUAAGCUAUAUCCUGAUAAACGUGCCAUGGGUUAUCCAUUUGACAGACAGCCAAGAGACAAUGUUGAUACUUUGGCAGACUUCCUAACGCCUAACAUGAGAGUUCAACAAGUUAAUAUUAUGUUCUCUAAUAAAACCUACAGGCCAAGACAGGCAUAAUUUGCAUAAAAAUGUUAGACAAUUGAUUGUAUGUGUAAUGAGCUUAAAUAAAUAAAUGCAUUUUGAAACUUAA